This is a messenger RNA of Scaptodrosophila lebanonensis, 1289 nucleotides long. RefSeq lists its product as uncharacterized. The record is from RefSeq and is a predicted model, not a curated record. Bases 50 to 949 code for a protein of 299 amino acids. Gene Ontology annotation, molecular function: DNA binding. Lineage: Eukaryota; Metazoa; Arthropoda; Insecta; Diptera; Drosophilidae. The transcript has 2 exons.
ACUUUACCUUUCUGCUGGUAUCGGAAGAAUUGCAUUUCAUUUCGUCAUCAUGAGCGAGGGAGCACUGCCGUUUCGUUUUACAGACGAGAAGACGUUGAAGUUUGUUGAAGAAUAUCGGAGGGCCGAAUGUCUAUGGAAUCGGACACGGGCGCGCAAAGAAGAGCGCGAACAGGCAUAUGAUCGGUUGAGAAGGGCAAUGGAUAACGAAAGAACGGUUGGGGAAGAACCAUUGACAUUAAAGGGAGUUAAAGUGAAAAUAAAGAAUUUGCGCACAUACUAUCAUCAGGAGUUAAAGAGAAUGAAGUCUGAUCUAGGCUACACACCUAGGAGUAUUUGCUUUAAACCAUUACACUCGUUCUUGGCUAAAUAUUUACACCAAAGCAAGUUUAAGACGGUUGGGGAUUCAGCUGGAGAUGUUUCCGAAGAUGAUGCUACGCAUAUACCUUUGUCAACCAUAAAGCGUUGUAAAAUAAAGCUUACCAGAUUAAAAACAAUAAAGUUGCUACCUUUGAAGGAUGAAGGAGAUUGUAUAGAGGUAGUGGAGCCCCAAGUUGAGAAAAUAAAAAGCGAACCAUCGGCGGAGCAACAGCUUUUGGUCAAGGUUGGCUCUUCUCCUCACGCCGAGGCCCCACCACUUAGGCUGUUGACACCGCCAACAUCCGCACCGCUUCCCCUGCCUCCUCCUCUAAACUAUCGCGCUGAGCAAUUACCUCACAUUACUGAAAUUACUACGCUACAUCAGCCUCUCAAGAAUAUAAAUAAUUCAUCUACCAUCGAACGCAAUCCGAUGCAACCACUUCAAAACGAGGAUGAAUUCCACUUUUUUGGACUAAGCGUUGCGGCCCAGCUACGGAGCAUGCCACUUUCCAAUGCCAUGCUGAUGCAGGCCAAUAUUCAGAAUUUAUUAUCUACAGAGCGGCGCAAGAUUAACGGGAAUAUCGGAACAUAAAGGAAAUAAUAUUUAUAAAGUAUAUCUAUACUUUCCAUGUGAUACACCUGUUAUGGGUCAGCUUUUUAUUGCCUUUGAGAAACAUUUGUUUGCGUUUAAACAGAAUUCAUACUCAAACCAUGGGACCAUGGGACCCACAAACUAUAGCAUCAAGAUCAAGCCGAAAGUUUGGCUGGUACAGGAUAUUUCACUGGCGGGCUUGCUCGCCUGUAGCGUUCUCUCUUAUUCUUACUUGUAAAUGAAUCAAAUUUAAAAUUAACAAAUCUAAUACCUAUGGACAGUAUUAUUGCUAUAAUUUUAUAAAAAAGUUAUAUUAACUCUAAAAAUACUCUUAGCCGAC